Molecule: messenger RNA, 2925 nt
Organism: Brienomyrus brachyistius
Lineage: Eukaryota; Metazoa; Chordata; Actinopteri; Osteoglossiformes; Mormyridae
Product: alpha-taxilin-like
Exons: 11
Coding region: 132-1700 (522 amino acids)
Molecular function (GO): syntaxin binding
Source: RefSeq, a predicted model, not a curated record
CUGUCGCCAAGUAUUUAAGUUGUAAUGAAGACAGUGAAAUUGUUGAUGUUUAUACAUGUUUGGAACUCUUUCUUUCUAACUUGCUCCGUUCAGUUUCGUUUGAACUAAGCUCGCUCUAGCUAAGGAUAAAGAUGAAGAAGCAAGACAGUGAAGGCCAGCAUCUAGAGAGCAACAGCAGCGACUCUGUGCCUUUGAGCGCAGAGGUAGUGACUGGACAAAACCCCGAGGCAACUGGGACCCCUGGCAGCUCAGAUGGGAUCGAGGGCCAGCAGUCUAUAGAUACUCCACUGGACACACAGGUCAACAAUGGAGCUGAAGAGACGACAGCAGAGGAGCUCAGUCGUCAGCUGGAGGACAUCCUCAGCACUUACUGCCUGGGCGAGGGCACGGAGGACAGGGCGCUGCCGGAGGCCUGCGACGGGCAGCCCGAUGGGGCCGAUCUCAGCGGCAUGACCGAGCAGGGCGACGAUAAGACCGGGGGGCUCAAGCUGAAUGGCAGUGUCACUGAAAAGGAUCCCAAGAAGGAGCAGGAGAAGAAGAAGGUCAAGGGCUUGGGUAAAGAGAUCACGCUGUUGAUGCAGACACUAAACACCCUGAGCACGCCGGAGGAGAAGCUGGCCGGCCUCUGCAAGAAGUAUGCCGAGCUGUUGGAAGAGCAUCGCAACGCACAGAAGCAGAUGCGGGUGCUGCAGCGGAAGCAGGCACAGCUCAUCCAGGAGAAGGACCACCUGCGCAGCGAACACAGCAAGGCCAUUCUGGCGCGCAGCAAGCUAGAGAGCCUCUGCCGGGAGCUACAGAGACACAACCGCACACUCAAGGAGGAUGGCGUACAGCGAGCCCGCGUGGAGGAGGAGAAGCGCAAAGAGGUGACGUCCCAUUUCCAGGUGACGCUGAACGACAUCCAGGCACAGAUGGAGCAGCAUAAUGAGCGAAACAGCACACUGAGGCAGGAGAACAUGGAGCUGGCCGAGAAGCUGAAGAAGCUCAUUGAGCAGUACGAGCUGCGUGAGGAGCACAUCGACAAGGUGUUCAAGCACAAGGAUCUGCAGCAGCAGCUGGUGGAUGCCAAGCUCCAUCAGGCCCAGGAGCUGCUUAAGGAGGCUGAGGACCGUCACCAGAGAGAGAAGGACUUUCUCCUGAAGGAAGCAGUGGAGUCCCAGAGGAUGUGUGAGCUGAUGAAGCAGCAGGAGGUCCACCUAAAGCAGCAGUUGUCCUUGUACACGGAGAAGUUCGAGGAGUUCCAGAACACGCUCUCCAAAAGCAACGAGGUUUUCACCACGUUCAAGCAGGAGAUGGAGAAGAUGACGAAGAAGAUAAAGAAGCUGGAGAAGGAGACGACGAUGUACCGCUCCAGGUGGGAGAGCAGCAACAGGGCACUGCUGGAGAUGGCGGAGGAGAAGACGGUGCGCGAGAAGGAGCUGGAGUGCCUUCAGGGGAAGGUGCAGCGGCUGGAGAAGCUGUGCCGGGCGCUGCAGAUGGAGCGCAACGAGCUCAGCAAGCGGGUGCAGGGCCUGGGGGGCCCGGGGGAGGGCGUGGAGAUCGGGCCGCAGCCCCCAGCACUGCCCAGAGACUCUGACGAGGGGGGCUCUCCCGGCAGCCCAGAGCCAGAAUGCACCCCCACCCCUCCAGCAUGCCCACCAGCCAGUCACUGUGGCCCGGAGCUGGAGGCAGAGUCCAGCACCCUGGCGGCUCAGGACUGAGCGCCCCCCCUCCCACCCCCACUGCUUUCUUUUCUCUCCAUAUUCUUCCAGAGAUCACCAGUCUUUUCUAAGGGCAAAACCACAUGUCUGUCAAGGGAAAAAAAUCUUAAUUAGUUUAAUCCCCCCCCCCCCAUAAUGCAUACAUUGCUACAAGGAACUGUGCUGCUGUUUGUGAAUGCAGAGCAUCUAGUUUCUGUCUCUGCGGUUUUUGUUUCUCCCCUCUGUGUCGGGUCCCUUUACACAAGCCGCCCCUGAUCUCUGCACUCUGCAGGAGGCCCUGUCCCUGUUCCAGGCAUGGCUGCUGCAUCGUCUGAAUGGGCGACAUCCGUCCCUCUGUCCUUAUCCGCUGCCUUAACCUGCGCACUGGGGGGCGCGUAACCCCAGCACCGUCUCAUUAAGUCGCUUCACUUUCAGAAACCACAGCAUUUUGUCGCUUUUCUUUUGAAGACCAAGGGGCUAAAUUGAGAAGCCCAUAGCAUGUGUCAUGUAACGGCCAGGUGCUUUCAUGUUUUACACUCUGUUCUCCAUAUCAGUCUGUUUUUGACACCUUUAUGUUUUGCACAAGUCAGCUGACAUGUAGGUUGUUUAUUUUUUAUAAGACAAUAUUUGCCACAUAUAGAUGAAAUUGCACUAGAUUUAUUACAUAAUCUUGUGUACCAAUGCUAAUGAAUGAUUGCUAUUCUUGGACCAAUUCAUAGCUGUUAUCUUUCCUAUAAAAUGCUUCCCGUACAAAUGAGAUUAAAUGAUUAAAAUAUUAUUGGUUUGUUUGUUGUGUGGUUUAUGCAUUUGGGGUUAGGUCAAAUUGGUCAAUCUGCACAACCCAAACAAAACUUGAUUGGUAAAAUGUUUAAAUUUCGCCUCAUUUCUUCCUGCUCGAUUUUGGGUCAUUCUCCGUUGUGUGCUGCAGAAUGCCUCCCAUCCAACAUUACCUAUGAAAGGAUGGUGUAACCUGAAUGUACUAACGAUAUUUAUUUAUGGCACUAGCGGCACGGAAGUAUUGUAUCCUUUGUGUCCAUGUGUUUUUUUUGUUUGUUUUUGCACUGUCAGUAUAUUUCGUGUGUCGUCUCACCAGUAGACUAUAGAAUUCACAGGAUCCUCAUUUCUGUACUUUUCAUAACUAUUAACCAGGUACCAAAGACUGCAUUGCUCUUCUGACCUCUGAAGUUUGCUGUACUGUAUCUGUGUUUGUACGGUCUGCAUUUAAAAUAAAACACCUCCGUUUUUA